UACGUUACACACCAACACGCACACACACAUGCACACAGAAGACGCCAGUCCCCCGAGAGCGGUGAUGGGAUAAGAACACACCUGUGUGUGCCAUGGACGUCCGCCUCGUCAGCUGGAUGACAUACGUCUGGAUCCAGGCCCAGGUCUGGGAUGUGCAGGGGUAUCAGUCCGGACCAGUCGAUUACGUGUCUGAGAAAGACGUUUCCCUACUGGAAGCAGAUGAAAAUCCAAAGUGUUUCACUCGAACCCUGGAAGAUCUCACUUGCUUUUGGGAGGUUUCAGACGACACGUCGUAUGACUUCUUCUACAAAACCGAUGAACAAGAGACCACGUGCAACCUGACACGCCGGAAAGCCGGCCGGGAUCGCUCUCUCCAAGUCUGCUCCCUCCCUGCCUCCGAUGUCUUUCUCUACGCUGUCACAGGCAUCAGAGUCGUGGAGAGGAGCACCAACCGGACGGCUCUGAACCGCAGCGUCAGCGUGGAGGACCAAGUGUUGUUAGAGCCCCCGACAAACGUCUCACUGGGCUUCACGGGGGAGGCGGCACAGCUCCGAGUGACCUGGCACAUAGAAGCCGCUUGGCGGAGCAAAGUGCAGUACGAGAUACGGCAUUCCUCCAACAACCUGGCGGGCCGCAGAAUUCUGACGAAGCCCUCAUUGCAGUACACACUGGAUUCUCUGAUAACUGGAGAGCUUUGCUGUGUGCAGCUUAGAGUCAAGCCCAAUGGUUACUUCACAAAAGGAUACUGGAGUGACUGGUCUCAACCAGCAGCGGCUAUCGUACCCCAGAGAGCAGAGGACAUCGAUCUUCUGUGCCACACUUCAGAUCUACGCAACAUCCAGUGCCAGUGGAAGGAACAGUCAUUCAAGGAAGGAGCCCACUGCAUACUCUUUUACCGGCUUAGUCCUGGCGGCAGCUGGCAGCAGUGCAUGUUGAACGAGAGCCCUGGCCAGUGUAUCUUCUCAGGGCUGGAUUCCAGCAUCAUGCGGGCGAACCUCAGGAUCAAAGAGGGGCCACAUGACUGGAACUUCUACACAGAGUCCUUUUGCAUGAACGAGAGCAUCAAACCAGAUCCACCAAAAGUGCUCAGCUGGGGCAAAGAGGGGACCAGGCUGCGUAUUCAGUGGGAGCCGCCUCUCUGGAACCUGUCUGCUCACUUGGAGUAUCAGAUCCGCUACAGGUGCACCGGGGAGUCCGUGUGGAAGUUAGUCAUCCUGCAAAGUCCAAAUAACAGCACGACUUUGGACGUUCAAGCAGGGACCCAGUACCACAUCCAGGUCCAGACUAAGCCAAAUGGGUCCAUCUACAAGGGGUACUGGAGUGACUGGUCCAACACUAUCUGCGUGGAUGUGCCCUUGGACACAGGAACGGUGUUCGUUGCAGGCAUCUUUCUCAUAUCGUUCAUUGUGGUGGCCUUGUUGAUUACAUCCUUCUCCAGAAAUAUCAGGAAGAUCAAGCAGCUGCUGUGGCCUUCAGUCCCAAACCUGGAAAAGGUGCUUGAGGGUUUUCUUGCAGAUAUCAACAGAGAGUGCCAGAGUGAAACCUUCAGCGUGAAGCAGUGCUAUGAGGAGACCCCAGCAUCAGUGGUGGAGAUCGUGCAUGAGAAAGAGCCCUUUGGAGGAGGAAAAGGCCCCAAGGAGGGUGUCCUUCAGCUCCUGCUGGAGGGGAAGACAGUGGGCGAGUGCAUUACCCCACUGGAGACCUGUCCAGACUACAUAACCCUGAACCCGGAGAAUGUCAUCUCAAGCCUGAGGAGCAAUGAAUAUGUGUCUGGGGGUGGGCGUCUGGUGGGAGUCGGCCUGGAGGUCUGGCAGGUCGGCCAUCCCUGCUCCUGCCCCUACCCCAGCAGUGGCUUCACUCAGUCCAUGGACCUAUUGAACCACUCUUACCUCCUACCAGACGAGAUGGGCAAAGGCCUGGGCUUCACGGAGGUCAGUGAGCUGGCCAGCAGAUACACCAACCUGGAACUGGCGACCUACCCAGCUACCUCGGACUGACCAUCCAUCACGACCACUACGCUUUCUAGUGUUCGCUGCACAUAAACACUGGCUGUAGUUUGCGUGACUGCAAGGUCUUCAUUCCUUCUCUAGAUACACGGAAACCAGACUGCGUGAAACGAAGCAACAUUUCACCGCAUCGUCAUAGUUCUGUAGGUCUUAUGCGCUAGAACAAGGCUUGAGGUUUCCUCCUACAGUCCAAAGCCACGCAGUUCAGUGAAAUGGUGCCUCAGAUUGGUUUGUGCCCUGAGAUGGGCUGGCAUCUUUCCCCAGACUUCCUGGGAGAUACACGCGCACCAUGACCCUGUACUGGAUGAGUGUUUGUAGAAGAUGGAUAGAUAUCUAAGCUUCCAGUAAGAACUAGUUCAUAAACCAACUACUACGUAUGUAACCGAAUUCUUUUCAGAAUAUCAAAUCUAUGUCAAGAAAUGUUCAUUGAUCAAUUUUCCAUACCUGCUCAUCCAGUACAAUUAUAAACUGUAAAUUACUGCUUACUCACCAAUACUUUAUGAUCCUUUUAUAGACCCUGGUUUUAUAUAUUACAUAUCCUUUAGUGUUAUGUAUGCUCCACAUACUGUAUAUUCACAUAUUUCAAAACUGCAAUUGUUUUGCUCAAUACAUUGUAAAAUGAGGGCUUGUAAAUUUCUGCUUUGAAUACAUAUAUAAUGAUGACCAGCAAUGCACCGCCCGCCGUAUGUCACUGAAGUGGUCACGUGACAGAGAGAGGCAGGCUGCUGUGACAUUAUCAUGCCAGCAGGGCGGCGGUAGGAGGCUUAUCUGGGUAUACAGUAAGUGCACGUCUCCUGGUUACCAUGGGUUACCAUACAUUAAACUCACAAGGAAACAUGUCACCUGUAUCUACUAAAAACACAUCGAUAUUGAGCAGCAUUUAAUAAGUCGGCAUUUGCAGGGGGGGUUCCACAAAGACACAAUAUUAGGGGGGGUGGGACAGGCAAGCUUAAGAGCACCUUACAGGGCAUCAUCUCAGCUUACCCGGUAAUAUCUGAGACAUAUAGGAUUGGUAUUACUGUAAGUUUGUUCUUUUAUUCAUACUGAUUAAAGUAAUUAAACCAUUA
Molecule: messenger RNA, 3073 nt
Organism: Brienomyrus brachyistius
Lineage: Eukaryota; Metazoa; Chordata; Actinopteri; Osteoglossiformes; Mormyridae
Gene: mpl
Product: MPL proto-oncogene, thrombopoietin receptor
Exons: 12
Coding region: 93-1997 (634 amino acids)
Biological process (GO): hemopoiesis; cytokine-mediated signaling pathway; positive regulation of cell population proliferation
Cellular component (GO): external side of plasma membrane
Molecular function (GO): protein binding; cytokine receptor activity
Source: RefSeq, a predicted model, not a curated record